Messenger RNA from Pocillopora verrucosa, 3263 nucleotides. Its product is annotated as peptidyl-glycine alpha-amidating monooxygenase A. The record is from RefSeq and is a predicted model, not a curated record. Gene Ontology annotation, biological process: peptide metabolic process. NCBI's taxonomy places the organism in Eukaryota, Metazoa, Cnidaria, Anthozoa, Scleractinia, Pocilloporidae. Gene Ontology annotation, molecular function: oxidoreductase activity, acting on paired donors, with incorporation or reduction of molecular oxygen, reduced ascorbate as one donor, and incorporation of one atom of oxygen; copper ion binding; protein binding. Gene Ontology annotation, cellular component: extracellular region; membrane.
CACUUCGCGAUGAGAGAUCGCAUACAUAACUAACAAAGAAAGAAGGGGGUACAUUGGCGGGUGUUUCGUUGAUCACAAAUUAAUAAACAGAGAAUUGCUCUGUUUCUCUUUUCAUAUUAGAAGAAGAUAUGUUGUGAGACAUCAAGGGAAUAUAACGCGCUGUUGGAUUCUACGGUGUUGUACGGUAGUUACGAACGGAAUCGAACGGUUGUAAUUUUUGAAUCCCUGUUCUUCAAGAUCAACAUGAUCGGGAGUUUCGCCUCUGUUUUCUUGUGGACCGUUUCGUUUAUAACGAUGUCCAUCUCCUACGGAGACUACGAUGAACAGUUGAGAAGUUAUUACGAUAACCUGUACCAAAGAUCUUCUGUCAAAAAGCAACAAAGUGACGGCAAGUCUUCAGGAAUUGUGAAACUCGUUAUGCCUGGUGUUCAUCCAACUAAGCAUGAUUCCUACCUUUGUACUGCUGUGGAUCUUAGGAACAAGAAAGCAUACAUAGCUGGGUUUGAACCUCAUGCUGAAAUGCACACAGCACAUCACAUGUUAUUGUUUGGAUGUCCAACACCAGGGGAAAAUGCUUUAGCAAGUGAAGGGAAAUAUUGGAACUGUGGGGAUAUGGGAUCUGGUGUAUGUAAAGGCAGUGGAGAGAGAAUAUUGUAUGCUUGGGGAAGAAAUGCUCCUGUGUUGAAGCUUCCAAAGGAUGUUGCCUUUGAAGUGGGUGGCAAUUAUCUUGUACUUCAAGUUCAUUAUGGAAAGGUGGACAACUUUGUUGCCAAUCCUAGUCUUAAAGAUUACUCAGGGGUGGACCUACAAACAACAAGAGUCCAACCUAGUCAUUUGGCUGCGAUAUUUCUUUUAGCCUCUGGUGGAACUAUUCCUGCAAAUGAGAAAGCCUGGCAUUUAGACACUGGAUGUGGUUACCGCUAUGGACCCGACCUACACCCUUUUGCUUUCCGGGUCCACGCCCAUUCUCUUGGGAGUGUUAUUACCGGCUACAGAAUACGUGAUGGAAAAUGGACUCUCAUAGGGAAAGGAGAUCCACAGCGGCCGCAGGCGUUUUACCCACUGGAUAAAGAUGUGGAUAUAAAAAGUGGGGAUUCUAUGGCUGCCCGAUGCACUUACAAUUCAACCCAGAGAGACCAUGUAACAUAUAUCGGAGCAACUAUGAAGGACGAAAUGUGUAAUUUUUACAUGAUGUACUGGUAUGACCCAAAACUGAAUGACUUGGGAGGUGUCAGUGUCGAAGACAUGUGUCAGAUUAUUGACGAGAGACAGCUCGACUUCCCGUCAGACUCUGAUGUCCCGUUACCAGGCAGUGGACCAAAAAUGGAGAUGAAAAGAAACCUGGGCGAAAGAUUCUGCGCACCGAAUUGCGAUGAAGAGAGUUCGCCUUUGCUACUUAAAGAAGAUCAGAGUUGGCAAGGAAAUAAGCUGGCUGACGUUAUGAGACGGUCGAGUAAACUUGGUCAAGUUACUGCCGUCGACAUUGAUUCGGAAGGAAAAGUGCUCAUAUUCCAUCGAGCAUCAAGAAAAUGGCAAGCUGAUUCGUUCGAUGAGCACAAUAUCUUCUCCGCUACAAGUGAUCCCAUCCCAGAAUCGACUGUGAUGAAGUUGGAUCCACAAACAGGGGAAGUUAUUGACAGCUGGGGAGAAAGAAUGUUCUUUAUGCCUCAUGGGCUGACCAUCGAUCAAAAGGGCAACAUUUGGUUAACAGAUGUAGCCAUGCAUCAGGUAUUUAAGUUUCCUCCGGGAGAGAAAAAGCGAGCCUCACUGACACUAGGAACACAGUUUGUCCCGGGGAAUGAUGAAAAUCAUUUCUGUAAACCAACCGACGUCGCUGUCGACUCAGAGGGGAAUAUCUUUGUUUCUGACGGAUACUGUAAUAAUCGGGUCAUAAAGUUUUCCCCUGAUGGCAAGAAAGUACUUUUGAUGAUAACGAAUGAAAAAUUACAAGGGCUUGUUCCAAGUAAUUUUGAGAUCCCUCACAGCUUGUCCCUGGACGAGAAGAACCGUCGGUUGUUUGUAGCCGACAGAGAAAACAGCCGAGUGCUACAGUUUGACUCUGUUAACGGUCAUCUCGUUCGCGAAAUCAAAGCAUUUGGGGAAAGAGCUUUUGCCGUACACUAUCAUCCUGAGCAAGGUGGUGUGUUACAUGUGGUCAACGGCCCUUCUUUCUCUGAAGCCCAGGGCUUCACAUUCAUUUUGAACAAAGGCAGUGUAUUACAGCACUGGGAACCAGCCUUGGGUUUUUCACAACCUCAUGAUGUCACUUCAAGUCAAGAUGGUGCUGUGUACGUAGCAGACAUUGGCAGGAACACAGUUUGGAAAUUUAAGCGACAUGUCACCAGUCAAUAAUACCAUAACAAAAGUAUUACGCAGUUUUUAUUUCAAAAUUAUUUUUGGUCACAAUUGUUACUUUGUUAAGAAAAGAAAAUUUACGGUCUCCCAACAGCAAUGUUAUGUAGUCUCUCAAGAGUUACUGACGUGUUGAUGUUUUUUUGUUUUGGUAAUAAUUGAAGCUCGUUAGGUGCUCAUGGAAAAGAGGGGGUGGGGAGGGGUAGAGGUAUAAAGGGGGGGGGACAACCUGCCGGCGGGUGAAAAUUACUCAAUAUGUCAUGUGCGAUGCCACUUCCCCCACCUCUCUUAGGUUGUGAUUGGUCUAUUGGUCAUUACGAAAUUUAAGUUAUUAAAAAUGGUGCUGUGUCGAGUGGCACCCUGUUCAUUUACACGCGCUUGUUUUCUUUCGCAUACAGUUUCACUUGCACUUUUCCUCUCCUUUCCUUUCUCUUAUUUCUUCCUUCCUUUUCUUCUUAUGUUUGUCACAUUAUUGUUGAAUCGCUGAAGUCAAGAUUUAUUGUUACUUUUUCGUUUGUUUUCAUACUCAUUACACUUCAAGCGAAUUUUAUGUUAAAAGAGACGAAUGUAGAUUAUAUUUGAAGUUAAAUUAAGAAGGUAAAUCGUAAGAGAGAAUUUUAAGUUAAAUAAAGAAAAUUUUGUGAAUUCUAAGAAUUCAAAUGCAUCACAAGAAUUCAAAUCUGUAUUCAGAUCAUUUUACUAAAUCAGAUACUUUCUCGUCCCCAGAGCUAUUAAGUUUCACCCAGUCCCCCUUUAAAAUAUCUCGUGACUAAAAUAAACGGGGACUUUGGGAUUGUAUCACGAAAUACGUGGCAUUUCAGACCACUGCAUCGCACUAAAUUGCCAUUACUUAAAUGUUGUAAAACGAGGGUCUACGUAAAAAUUGAAAAAUAAAACUCACCAAAAACUUG